UUUAACAUUUUAACAUUUUAAAAUUUUAAAAUUUUAACAUUUUAACAUUUUAACAUUUUAACAUUUUAACAUUUUAACAUUUUAACAUUUUAACAUUUUAACAUUUUAACAUUUUAACAUUUUAACAUUUGAACAUUUUAACAUUUGAACAUUUUAACAUUUUAACAUUUUAACAUUUUAAUAUUUUAACAUUUUAACAUUUUAAUAUUUUAACAUUUUUACUCAAAAAAAGAAAAGGCAUAAAAUAAUAAGGAUCCCAAAACGAACACACCAUGACACCUGACGUCGUCGCCUGAACCGUACGACGCUCCCAAACGAACGCACCAUGGUUGAGCGGGUUGAGCAAGCUGUCAAAUUUUUUCACUCGCGAUGCGUGUUCGAUCCUGUUUUGUUUGGCCGCAGUUUCAAAAGUUUUAAUCGAAAUGAAAUCGCGUGUGCUUGUGAAAAACCAAACUCCCGGCGUCAAAUCUGCCGGGUGACUGAUCCGGGAGGGAGAAGAAGAUUAGUGUCAGCAACUUUUGGAUCCUCAAUCGUCAACGAAUCAGAAGAGCUCCGGGAUGUAAAUAUCAGGCGUUUCAUGAAAUUUGGAGAUGGCGGAACCCCUCCUGCAGCAGCAGCAGAUGUUUGUCAUGGAGGCAUUUGCAACGGUGCGGAGCUAUUUGAUUACGGGACACGGAAGCUUGAUCAACGAAAUGAAGAAUUCAAAACAAAUCAAUCCGGAGUCUCCAGUCGACAAAAGGUACCGGCGGACAGACUGAACACACCACGGCAUCACCCACCCGAGGGGGAACAGGAACCGGUCUCGAUCGAGGGUUUCAAACGGAAUCGAAAGCGAAAGAAAACGUCGUGGAAGGAUUCCUUUUGGCGAUUUGCAAAAAGCUGAAGAAGGCGUUAACAAUUCAUGAACAAAUAAACAAAGUGGUUCAAUGUUGAAUAUAAAUAACAUACUAUGAAUAACAAUAAAACUACUGUAAAAUUUACUUUAUUUACUAUUUAUUUUAAUGUCCGAAAAUAGUUUUCACAGUAGUAUUUAGUGGGGAAUAAACCAUAAAGAAUUAUAAUUUUACUGUGUAAUUCAUUGUAAUGCUUAUUAGUUUUAUUGUCCGCAUAUAGUUUUUACCGCAUCAUUUACUAGAUAAAAAACCAUGAAGAACUGUAAAUUGACUGUGCAAUGCAUUGUAAUGCUUGCUGUUUUUAUUAUUAAUGUAUGAUGAUUUCUAUAGUCAGGACGAGUUUUUGGAUGAAAAAUGCAACAUUAGAUUAACAGUAAAAUGCGUCGUAUUUGGUAAAAAAAUGUAUGGAAAAAUUUCGAAAUUUUUAUGGUACCGGUGCAUAACAACCCCCCUUUUUUAUGGUAAAAUCCCAAAAUACGACGCAAAUUAUCUUAAAAAACGAUGCUGUCUACUGUUAAAACACUGUCAAAAUGACAAUAUAUUUUAUCGUUUUGUAACGUUAAAAUUUACUGUAAGUUCAUCAGAAAUCUUUAUGCGGG
Molecule: messenger RNA, 1492 nt
Organism: Culex pipiens pallens (northern house mosquito)
Lineage: Eukaryota; Metazoa; Arthropoda; Insecta; Diptera; Culicidae
Exons: 4
Coding region: 326-883 (185 amino acids)
Source: RefSeq, a predicted model, not a curated record